Anoplopoma fimbria (sablefish) is the source of this 3673-nucleotide messenger RNA. It is a transcript of the gene ltv1, whose product is annotated as LTV1 ribosome biogenesis factor. Gene Ontology annotation, biological process: ribosomal small subunit biogenesis; ribosomal small subunit export from nucleus. The coding region runs from base 158 to 1597 and encodes 479 amino acids. NCBI's taxonomy places the organism in Eukaryota, Metazoa, Chordata, Actinopteri, Perciformes, Anoplopomatidae. Gene Ontology annotation, cellular component: nucleus; preribosome, small subunit precursor; cytosol. The transcript has 11 exons. The record is from RefSeq and is a predicted model, not a curated record.
GCAGCAUGGUGAAGGAGAACCCAGCGUGGAUAAACAACAACAACGAGUGUUUCUGGCUUUAAACAGUUAUUUGUUUUUAACUGCUACCUGUCGUUCGAGGUUUGACCAUCUCUGAACCGGAUUAGUCGAAGGAAAGCGGCAGAGAUCCCGUUACAACAUGCCUCAUCGAAAGAAGAAGUCGUUCAUCGAAAAGAAGAAGGCCGUGACCUUUCACCUCGUCCACAGGAGUCAGAGGGACCCGCUGGCUGCAGAUGAGAAAGCCCCACAGCAUGUCCUCCUGCCUGCCACAAAGGAAACAGAGAAGCGGCGCGAGGAGCAGAGGGAGUUUGGUGUUUUCUUCGAUGAUAACUACAACUACCUGCAGCACCUGAAGGAGGCGUCUGCCACGGCCGAGCUGGUGGCGGACGCACCGUCACACGUCGACAGGCGACCGGUUCAUCUCCACGAUGAAGACGAGGAGAACUCGGAGGAGGUUGACAAGGUCGCUCCUGUACAGGCCGCUUCCAUCAACCUGCCGUCUUCGGUGUUCGCCUCCGAGUUUGAAGAGGAGGUGGGACUCCUGAACAAAGCUGCUCCUAUCUCCGGACCACGUCUGGACUUGGACCCCGACAUCGUGGCCGCUCUGGACGAAGACUUUGACUACGACGACCCCGACAACCUCCUGGACGACGACUUCAUCAGCAAAGCAAACAUUGCGAGCGGAGCAGCGAAGAAAGAAGGUGACGGAGAUGAUGAUGAUGAUGAUGAGUGGGAGGACACAGACGAGGAAGGAGACUUUGACUCUGAAGGUGGGUUUUCCGGAGACGAGGAAUUGGAAGGCCGACCUCGAGAGUUUAUGUUUAUGGACGAGGAGACGAAGAGUCGCUUCACAGAGUACUCGAUGACGUCGUCGGUGAUGAGGAGGAACGAGCAGCUCAGCCUGCUGGACGACCGCUUCGAAAAGUUUUACGAACAGUUUGAUGACGACGAGAUCGGCGCUCUGGACAACGCCGAGCUGGAGGGCUUCAUCCAGCCCGACAGCGCUCGCCUGGAAGAAGUGAUCAAAGACUACUUCGUACAGAAAGGGAAAGAAUACUUAAGACCCGACGACUUGGGUCCAAAAGAACUUCCUGUCCUGAAGGAGGAGGAUGAAGACAGCGAUGAGGAGGAUGAAGACAGCGAUGAGGAGGAAGAGAUGGAAAAAAUUGUAAUCAAGGCUCCAGAUGAGAAGUGGGACUGUGAAACCAUCAUCAGUACAUAUUCCAACAUAUAUAACAGACCCAAAGUCAUUCAGGACCCACCAAAGACGAAGCCGAUCCGUGUGUCCCAGAAGACGGGCAUCCCUCUGGACGUCCUUCCUUCCAAAGGCCUCACCGCCAAACAGGCCGAGCGCAUGAUGAUGAUCAACGACUCGGACCUGCCGCGAGUCUCCACGCAGCACCGAGACAAAGAGGAGAGCAAAGAGGAGAGGAGGGCGAGGAAACAAGCCAUCAGGGAAGAACGCAAGGACCGGAGAGUGGAGAAGAAAGCCAACAAGAUGGCGUUCAGGGAAGAGAAAGUCCGACAGGAGAAGCAGAUGGUGAACCAGAGGACGAUCGUUCAGGGUCUGAAGCUUUAGCGGUGAGCUGGCGUCACUCCGCCCGCACACAGACUGACAUUCAGCCGUUGGUGGCGUCAUCGGUGGACACACGGCUCUACACUUCAGUGGAGCUGUCAGACGAGCCCAAACAAGAGGAGGGACGCGGUGCUGAGAGGCUCCAGUUUCCUCAAAUCACCAGCAGAUGAAGUUGAUUUGUCUCAGCCUUAAAUAUAAGGAGUGAACUUUACUACAGUAAAGCAGCUCAGGUCAUCAUGUUACAGCAGGCUGACUCUAGAGGUGUUCCGAUACCACAUUCAGAGACUCACUACCUGAUGUACUAAACAUCUGUGGAUAAACAAUCUCAUUCAACCUAUUUUUUUUUUCCCCUGAUAAUUCUACAUUGUGAACAACAAGUCGGAGCUGAUUAUGAUGCCUUCAUGCUCUACUCAGUAAAAAUGAAUGUUGUGUGAAGGUAAAUUACAACCGUAUCAUGAUGUGUUCAAAUGUAAUUCUGUAAAAUGCUGUUUUUGAUCAGGAAUUUAAAUAAACAGACAUUUUCACAACAACAUAAAAUAGAUAUAAAAGAGUAAAUUAUAACGUGUGUAACUUUCUAAUAAUCGCCCUAAGCAGCUUAUUAUACUUAAAUUUACAUUAUUUUAUUUUUUUAUCAAAGCAAAUACUUAAACUUCAGUAUGUACACACCGGUAUCGGAACAUCUCUAGUUAUAAACCAGGAAUACUAAAGGCAGGCUGAUGAGUUGGAGAAUUGAAAACUGGUUUUGAACGUCAUCAUAUUUGUUAUCUUGUUCCUCUGUUCAGAUCCUAUUAAAACAUUUGUGAAAUAGUCUUCCUUGCAGAGAGUUAGACGAGAAGAUUGACGCCACUCGUGUCUGUACAUUAACAGUAAACACGGUUCCUCUAAAGCUCACUAGUAACGCAGUACAUCUAAUUGUUUUAAUCGUUUAAAGCAGAAGUGUAAAAACAACAAACCGCCAUGUUAACGGGGGUUUAGAAAACAAGAAACGAGACACAGUCCGACACAGCCUUCAUAAAAUGAAUAAAAAAAACAGGAUUAAUGUUUUAAUACAUGAGCUUUAGAGAUGAUAUUAGGCAGAUUUAGUUUCUCUUAUUUGUGCUAAAAUGAGUUAACUGCUGACAUAGAUUCAUAUUUAUAAGAGUGGCAUCAGUCUUCUCGUCUGGCUCUCUGUAGGAAAGCCUAUUUUCAAAAAUUUGAAAAUAAAAAGUAUGAAAUAAGAUAUUUCUAUUCCUUAAAAGAUAUUCAAACGUUUUGGUUUUGUGCCAAAUCUCCACCAUCCUAUCAAAAGAUUUAUAUCGAUGCCCUUUAAACACUUCAUGUUUGGAGUUCACGAAAUAAAAAAAUCAAUAUUGUUUAUGUCUUUAUUAAAAACAUGAAAUGCAAUCUUUUUGUGAUUAUCAUAUUGAUCUGAUCAAGCCGCACUUUCCCCCACAGGUGACAUCAGAUCAGAAAAAACCUGUCGAUCAUUCCCUCUCUGGGAACGAGUUAAGAAAUUUAAAUACAUUCAAAUCACAGAAGAGCAACGUUCAUGGUUAGAAACGUUAGUCUUCAGCGUUUAACCCUCAAACAAAUUAUUGCAAAAAUCUGUAUUUACAGCAACUCUAUAAAAAAAAAGAUGUUUCACACACGUAAAAUGUAUAUAACAUUAAAAACCCUGCAGUGACCCUGAAGUAAACAAACCUAACCCUCUGGAUGCAUUGGAAAGGAAAACCACCGACAGAGCCCGUUCUGCAGGUUGCCCAGCAGCAGACGGGUCACACAGUGAUGACUGUGUGAUGAGGUGUGAUGAGGUGUGAUGAGGUGUGAUGAGGUGUGGCACUGUGUACAAGGCUCAAAAGGUAUUCAUGGCACCUGAUCUGCCUGCGGGGCGGAAAGUCCACAAUGUACGACACGCUCGGUUUUACUAACAUUUAAAACAAAACCCUUAAAGAGUCUUUCACCCAAAUGCCAGAAAAAAAACCAUGUUCUUAUGUCCUAGUGGGAUGAUGUUUGUUGAGCACAAUAGAUUCUUUUUAAAAGAAUCAACAUCUAUUUGCAUAAAUACAUUUCCAGGUUUGCUCUGGACAAACCACAGACUUU